Molecule: messenger RNA, 603 nt
Organism: Osmia bicornis bicornis
Lineage: Eukaryota; Metazoa; Arthropoda; Insecta; Hymenoptera; Megachilidae
Product: basic proline-rich protein-like
Exons: 1
Coding region: 1-603 (200 amino acids)
Source: RefSeq, a predicted model, not a curated record
AUGACCAGCAAGGACUGGAAAAAGUUCGUCCGAGUCACAAGGCCGAAACGAGUAGCGGCGGACCCACAGGACCAAGCCCCGGCCAGGAACCCGACACGGUCCAGCAGGGUCCAGACUCCAGCUAGGCGACCACCCGUCGCCGAACUAAUAGCCGCCAAACGGACACCAGCCCCGCUGGCACCAGGGGACCGGCCUCCAAGACUAAAGCAGACGCCAGGGGAAAACAGGCCGGCAACAGCCCCGGCCAGGAUACCGGCGGAAGCGGUCGCAAGGGCAGCCGCGACAGCAGACGGCGUAGACUUACCGCCACCAAGCCCCUCACCAGGACCGCCACCGGGGCCACUACCAACCAUAGCCCAACCGGGCGAGGGACAGUGCCGCCAGCAACGACCACCGGAACAACCGACCGGGGCAACAUUAAGGACCGUCUGCGAAGCAGGACCAGCCGCGGACAAUAUGUGCACCCCUGUCACCUCCCCGACGGGACGUCGUUUCGCCUGUACAGGCCCAUCCGCCGUCACCGCUUUCCGAGGGCCGGGAAGCAAUGGACGGUAUUACUGGACCGCCGAGGGAACGUUACCCGGUGCACGUACACAAAGGUAA